Messenger RNA from Lepisosteus oculatus (spotted gar), 8914 nucleotides. RefSeq names its product sphingosine 1-phosphate receptor 3. Gene Ontology annotation, cellular component: plasma membrane; cytoplasm. The record is from RefSeq and is a predicted model, not a curated record. Gene Ontology annotation, biological process: adenylate cyclase-activating G protein-coupled receptor signaling pathway; regulation of metabolic process. Gene Ontology annotation, molecular function: sphingosine-1-phosphate receptor activity. Lineage: Eukaryota; Metazoa; Chordata; Actinopteri; Semionotiformes; Lepisosteidae.
UUGAAGCAGAAGGCGAUUUAGCAGUGCUGCAAAUGCACUGUAGAUGCGUAUUUUUAAAGUACUGUAGCUGAACUACACCACAUAAGGGGAUGUGAGCUUAGAGUAAAAGUAAUUUCGAGGAAUUCAGACUUUGCCAUUAGGAAGAAACUUGCUUCGGUAAUUUAUGUGAUGAAACACGGAUUUUAUAAACAAGAUUUCAAAUGGGAAGACCAUACAGUCUGGGAGCGUAAAACCAACUGAGCAAGUAAAUCUGGUAUAUGAAAUCCAAGACAAUCAAAUCUGGAAAUACAGUAGCAAGGGACUGCAUGCAACUCCAGACAUCAGCUCUGUAGAAGGGAGAUGCAACUGCUUAGUUCUAUCGGCUUCAACAAGGAAUUAACUUGAAACAAAGAUGCCUUCUCCCCUACUGCCCCCUGCUGCAGCUAUGGAGAUGAAUUCAGAAUACAGGAACGAAAUUCUUGUUCAGCAUUAUAACUACGUAGGGAAGCUUGAAAACCGUGAGGAGAGAACUGAAGGAAUGGGCUCAACAAGCAUUGCUUUCCUGGUAAUAUGCAGUUUCAUAGUCCUGGAGAAUCUAAUGGUGUUAAUUGCAAUAUGGAAAAACCACAGGUUCCACAACCGCAUGUACUUCUUCAUUGGCAAUCUAGCACUUUGUGAUCUACUGGCUGGAGUUGCCUACAUAACUAACAUACUCAUGUCCGGAAAAAAGACGCUUAGUCUAUCUUUAACGGUGUGGUUUGUGCGGGAAGGAAGCAUGUUUGUGGCACUGGGGGCUUCCACGUUAAGUUUACUGGCCAUUGCCAUUGAAAGGCACAUGACCAUGAUUAAAAUGAGGCCUUAUGAUGCCAAUAAGAAAUACAGAGUGUUUCUCCUGAUUGGUGCCUGUUGGCUGAUUGCCAUUUCAUUGGGUGCCUUGCCUAUCCUUGGCUGGAACUGCACUGACAACCUGCCUGAUUGUUCCACCGUCUUACCUCUUUAUAGCAAGAAAUACGUCGCUUUCUGCAUCAUCAUCUUCAUGGCACUUUUGGUUGCCAUUGCUAUACUAUACGCCCGCAUUUACACUUUGGUCAAAUCUAGCAGUCAGAAAGUCACUAAGCACAGCAAUUCGGAACGGUCUAUGGCCCUGUUGCGAACAGUUAUCAUUGUUGUUGGAGUCUUCAUUGCCUGCUGGACUCCGCUGUUUGUUCUGCUGCUGAUUGAUGUUGCUUGUGAGCAUAAGCAGUGCUCCAUAUUGUACAAAGCCGACUGGUUUAUUGCUGUGGCCGUGCUGAAUUCAGCCAUGAAUCCCAUCAUCUACACACUGGCAAGUAAGGAAAUGCGGCGUGCUUUCUUCCGCUUGGUGUGUGGCUGCCUAAUUCGAAGCAAAGCAGCCAAGAACCUCCCCAUACAGCCCACGCCUGACAACAGCAGGAGCAAGUCCAGCAGCAGCCAUUGCCAAAGGAUACCAGAUGGGGAAAGUCCUGAAAUUACUGUGGGACCUUCGAUGACAAAACCCCACCCUUCACAAAAUGGUAAUGAAUGCUGACACGUUUCGCCCUUUCAUUUUUGGGAUUAUUAAACUUUAAUAGCACACUUGUGCUGGCAAAACCAAAGGAGGAAGACCUAUAACGUCAAGCCUUAAUACUUGUGAGAACACUACGGGAAAUUAGACAUUGAAAUGACAACAAUGGGCAUUUAAUUGUGUUAAGUAUUAUUAGGUUUAUAACCAUGGCUGUGAUUUUUUUGAGGGUGUGGUUACGAUCUGUAAUUGACAAACUCAAUGACUGUGCAUAAAUGAGAAAAUUUGUGCUAUUCGUAACCCUUCAUAAUUGUCUACAAUUUACUUUCUUUUGCUCUGCACCAUUUCUGAAAGGCCUUUUUGGUACGAACUGUGUAAAUAUUUUGCAGUUUUAAGAUUGAUAGUUACCAAUAACCAAAAACAAUUUCCAUUGUUUUAUAUUUCCUUUCUUGCCUUUUUACAAAUUUUGUUCUUUCAUUUAAAUUUUGAAAAGUGCUGUAUAUGGGAUAAAAACACAAAAUGCAAUUGCAUUGAUACAAAUAAGUUUGCAUAAAAAAGGACUAAAGAGAAAGCAAGAGAGUAACGGAGACAAGGCAUACCAUGCUGUGCAUGUAGAAGGUCAGGAGAGUGCGGGGGAAUCAAAACAGAAUAGGAUAGACCUGCUACCUUCUGUAAGGUUCAGUUUAGAAACACAAGAUAACCUGAUAAGACGGACAUUCAAAUGAGGGGUCAGCAUCCUUCCACCAGUAUAAAAUGUAACAUCCAGCUAAUAGGCUGCAUUGCGUUUUAGACAACCCAACUCCUUUGGGUGCAACUCCAAAGGAGGCAACAAAAAAGAAAGUAUCAAAAAAGGGAAGACCAGCACACUUAGCUGAUAUAGAACUAAACAGUCUAGAAUAUGGAAAAUCGAGGUAGGAGGAAUGUACUUAAAGAUGUCAGAUCCACUAUUUUGGUCCCAUAUAGUUUUUACAGUAUUAGAUGAAACCAACUUAGUGAUGCACUGUGAAUCAGCUUUAGGUACAGAUCACAUUUCGGUGAAGAGUUAAGUGUUAGAUUGGAAUCGACAAAUUAGCUUUUGAAAUUAAUCAUCAUGAUCAAAAGUAUAUGUUGCAAUCCAGCUUUUUGUGUUAGCUGUUCAAAAGAGUCAAAAUUGUUACCGAUAUAUAUCAUCUGUGUUGGUGUAAUGGUUGGAAUACACACAAUGGAAGAGCACCAUGUAACAGAACAGACCGGGAGUAUUGUUUACAAGAACCACGUUCUAGACAGAGCCAUUCAGAUAAAUCCAAUGAGCAGCUUGAAGGUUGCCAGUGUCAAGCACAGUGUACUGUACGUUGAUAAACUAAUAGUCAAGCUUGAACUUUGGAAUAUGUAGUCCUCCUUUAGGCUUUAGUUUAUGCGAGAAUUUUCUGCGAAUACAGAGAAUACAAAGGACAUCAUAUUGUUCCAAACAGAAGUGGAGAUAAAAGUGUUGAGGAUAUAAAUGAGAGGCUUAAAAAACUCCAAUAACACAAACUUAAUUCUGCCAAUAAGUGACAUCAGGAAAGUUGUUUUUCUUGUUAUUCAGCAGGUGGUGGGUACUGCUCAUCUCUGAGAGUGCCUUAAAGGUGUAUUCUACAGUAUUAUGCACAUUGCCAUGACUGUAUUGUGUGUUAUUGGUGAGAGGUCACUGGGUACGUUGUAAAACGGGUAAUAUCAAUGAUUCGUGAUGAAGUCACUGCUAUUUUGCUUGGCAGUUUGCUCAUGAGGCAGGAGAAAGGCAGGCCUGCCACUUAACAUGGAGAGAGAUUUAUUUCCGAUCAGUAUCAUGCAGUAAAUUGUAUACUGUAUGUAAAUAAGUUCUUACAUUAGGAAGUAAAGAUUUUAUACUUAAGGUUAGGGUUUCAACAAGAAAGACCCAUGUAAUCCAGAAUUUACUUAUAUCACAGCUUGUAAUUUUUGGGUAGAAAUUCCAAAGCAUCACAAAAUCAGUGUAUAUCAUAAAAGGUUUAAGAAUGAAAUGCUUUGUGAUUUUGUAUAUAACCUUGCAUACCUUCACCAAAAGGCUGAGCAUUGAGCAUAUUACUGUUCUACUGGAACUGUAGCUUCCACCAUUAGAAACAAUGUUAUUUGUCCUUGCAAAGUUUUCUGCCUUUAUUAAGAUAAAUGUAAAUAUCCUAAUUUAUUAUUUAUAAUAAAUAUAGUAAUAUAGUAGUUCAUGUGGUUACUUAGAAACCCUCUUUCACAUAAGAAGUUCUUAUAAGCAUUUACCACAAUGAAAUAUUCUAGUGAACACAGCUGGCAGUUAGUAGAAUUUAUAAAAAAUGGUACCUUUUAAGCAGUUUGUGUAUUUGCAUUUUUCAUGGCCAGAUAUAACUUGUAAAAUUUUUGCAAUGAUUAAGCAAAGUGUUGAAAGCUAUAUCCCUUUGGCUAGACAACACAUUUAACAAAUCCCUGUGACAAGACUACCAAAAGUUUUUUACUGUGGUGCAAACUUUGGUUUAAGUAAGUUAAAAAAUACAAUUGUUUUACAUACCUACAUACCUUUACUUGGAGUUACUGCACAACUUGAAAAUGUUGCAACCAUUUUCUAUUCUAUUAUUAUUGGGAUUAAUCAAAACUACAUUUUUCCAUUCAUACAUUCAAACUUUUUGGUGAGUUGGGGGUUACUGUAGGUCUCAUCACAGAUAUUUUAUUGUAAUUAAAUUCUAUUUUCUUGUUUUAUGUACAGUAUGAGUACAUAGAAGAAUCUUGGUUCAUUAUGUGAUGGGAAAGCCUAGAACUGCAACAUACUAAAGAGAAAAUUAUUCUUAGACUCAAUUGUGUUAAAUAUAACACAAUGAAAGUGUUUGAUAAGUCACUUUGUAGAUAGAAUAGUAUGUAAUAAUGAAUAGUAAGUGAUAUAACUGCAGAGUAAUCACUACAGUACAUUUUACAUACAGUAUAUUUACUGUAUAUAACUACAGUAUAUGUAAUAAGCUACAGUAGUUUGUAUAUAUAUAUAUGUGUAUACUAUAUGUUAGAACUGCAUGAAGCAAUUAUAAAGCUCUAGGAAGGGGACUUAUUAGUUAGAACGGACUAGUUUUAAUAGUGUUUAGCUGUUUUUUUAAACCAUAAAAAUGAAUGAUCCUUUAAUGCAGAUCAGUUCUAUCUUUCAGAAGACAAUAUUUGUAGUUUUUUGUAAUACCUGUUUCCUAUGAUUUACAUUAAGGAUUAUGUUCAGAAGCUACAGUAGUAAUUUCUUUAUUAAUAUCUAUUUAAAGCCAAUAAUGUGUUCAUUAAGGCUAACAGUGUGAUCAAGCAAUGUACUUAUAAAAACACAUGCUAAACUCACUGGCUUUUAAAAUAUUUUUUAUUAUCCUACGCACCAACAAGAGUGGUUUGUAACCCUUACUUUACAUAAUUUCUAAUGAAUAAUCUUUUAAAUGGCCAAAAGUGUUUAUGGUAUUCUAGUGUACAGAAAACAUCAUUAGAAAUUAUGGAUACACUCAGUACUUUCCAAUCAACCAAAUAAAACAAUGCCUGUGGACAAUGAAAACAAUCUAAGUUAUGUGUCUUUAUUCUAAACAUAUCAAUCUCAAGCCAAAAUUCUUAUGUGCAAUUUAAUUGGUAAAUUUAAGGCCAGCAAAUUAGAGCAGUUCUAUAACAACUGUAGCUUAAUUGAUGGUAGCUUAAUUAGUGCUGUUAAAUCACUGUAGAAAUCAAAAGGAAUGAAGUCAACAGUCUGAGAUAGAAUUGACAACGAAAGAAGAAAUUGAAUGACUGUGGUUACAAGCAACAUGCACAUUUGAAAUGUCAACAUAAAUGCACUUAACAUAAACCUCCUUGCCCUAUCAUGUCAUAGAGAACAACCUUUUGCUUUAAGUAUUUAGUAUUUGUUUUAAUUAUAGUCUGUCUGUUAUCACCGUUGUCACUGGACUGCAAAGGGGUCUGUCUAGAUGCUGUCUGAGUGCGGCAAUAGUUUACACUAUAGCAGUAAUGAAUUCUAUAACCCAAAGAAAAAGCUUAAUAAGACAACAAAUAAUGAUAAUUGAUAUGAUCAUGAUACUGCAUUAUCUCCAAAAAUGCUAGCUGUUCUAAGUGAUGUUAUUACUUUUUUUUAAUAAUCCACAAUGAUAGACUAUUCUAAUACUCCUUAUUAUAGACUCCAUGACCAUGAAACUAAAAGGAAGCUGUAUUGGUGAUUUUCUGAUCUAAUGGAAUGUUUCCUGCACAAAAGAUUUCCAUAAAAGAUUGAUAGGCAUUAAUUGACAUUCAAAUGAAUUCCUGGUGAAAUUCUCCUACAGUAUUCCAGAUAUUUCAAUUUCUCUCUAAAACAAAAUAUGAAGCAAAAACACUGAACAUUGUCCAUUUAAAAUAUGUGAUCUUGUCACUUCGUAUAUCCGCCAUGCAUUCUACCCAGGCCUUGGCACAUUUAGAUUAUCUGUGAUCUUCGUGGUUAGCUGAAUUAUCAGUAUUCAAAAUCUUGUGCCACUUAUUUAGUAGGUGUGGUCCAAGAGAUUAAGUACAGCAGAAAUUAAAGGUUUUGUUUUUGAAACUUGGAAUUUAUGGAAAACUUGGAGUAGUUUGGACAUGCAAACAUUUAAUGAAAACACACAGAAAUGCAGCAGAAAAAUGACACAUUUGCUGUUUUAUUGCCAACAGUCAUACAGAGUUAUGGUAAUUCAAAUAAUCAAGGAUCAAAUCUGUAAACAUCUUCAGGAAAUUACAUUUUGUUACCCUUUAUUCCAAAACCCAUUGAGUGUGAUUUCAUUGUAGCAUCAUUCAAUUUCAGUAUAGAAAACUAAGAAGAAAGAGAAGUGACUGCUGAAUCUCAUGCUGUAACAUUUUAGCACUGAAUAACUACCUCAAAUAAAGAAAAACACCCAUGACCGAACUCCACUUAGGGUUUGCCAUGGUAUUAAUUAGAAUGAACACUGUAAGUACAUAGAAAAGGCACGUUUUUUUGAUAACAUAGAAAACUGGCAUUAUCUAUUUGUUAAAAAAACACAUAAUUACAUUUGAGACCUUGUCUUGCAAAUAGAGGGCAGCUGAUUUUCAAAUGCAAAAAAAUCAAGUCAAGUACUUGUGCCAAAUUAACUACUUUUACUGUCAGAAGGAAAUCCCAGCUAAGUUUGGCAUUGGUUUCCAUCAUCCACAAAUGAUGUUAGCCCCAUCUGAAGUAAUUCUUGUAACAUCAAUUUGUGUCCAGUUAUAGCUAAUGAGCUGCCAUUUUAAAGCAUUUUUUUAUAACAACAGGUUUUAUUUUCAAGUUCAAAGGUGCAGUAUUAAAGGUAACAACAAACCCUCCUCUUACCUUUGCAUAUGAAAGGCUCAAAAAACAAAUACCCACAAAAGAGACAUUAAAUGCGGAAUGAAAUUGUACUCAUUGAAGAUAGUAAUAUAUUUAUCUUUCCAUCAACAAUCCAUAACACUACAAAAAGGAAAAACAAGCUCCCGUAAUGUGGCUUUGAUGACUCUAUUCUCAAGUGAAAGGUUUCUCUUUGUAACAACUGAGGUAUUAGCCUUUAUUUGGGCAGCACUUGAGCUGGGGCAAAUGCAGCAUCAUCACUGUCUUUAAUCAUAAUCCCAGCUCAUUUCAUAUUGCACAAGUAAAAGAUUCCCUUCAGCAGCUCUUUAAUACUUUCUCCUGUAUGCAACAAAGAAACAAUGUUUGUAAAAAUGCAGUAAUGAGAAAAGACAAGCUUGCAGGCAUAGCUUGACAACAUCUUUCAUUGACCAAGUCAGCUUACAGUUUUAUUAUUCCUAAAAAAUGUUUGUCUUUUUCCAUAGAUGAGCCUCUACCUUUACAGAAAAUAGAUAACUACUAUACUGUAGUUAUCUAUUGAAAGCUUUUUAUAUAGAUAAAAAACAAAUUGAACCUGCCACUUACAUUAAAAUUUGCAUGUUUGUAUAGUGGUAUUCAGCUCAAGUCUUGCCCUAGAAAGAAUGCUGUAAGCAGUGGAUACAAACCAAUAAAGCAUAAUUUUGUUUAUAUUGAAUAAUUUUACUCUCAGUCUAAUUUGGCACAAAUUAAAUUGCUUCAGAUUAACGGAUGGCCAGGCAGAGUGCUCUACAGAAAAUAUAUACACAGAUAUAGAUGUCUAUAGAAUGUUAUACAAAGACCAAGAAACGUGACUUACCCAGAUAUACAUAAUUAACAAAAAUAAUUAUAAAUGUAUAUUUGAUUUAAACAUUGAAUGUGGGUAUUUAAUAACAAUAAAUCCUAUUUUGAAAGCAGAUGUAAGUUAAAUCAUGUUGCUUUAAUUAUUUAACCCCUUUGAUUGAAGUGAAUAUGCAGAACAAAUAUGAAAAAAGUGUGGCUCUUGUAUCAGCAUCUACCCUGGGAUAUAUUAUAUGCUGCAAAGGAAAAGAAAGUUUCUGUGUGGUACCCCCAGUUUAAAUAAUCAAAAAUAAUUUGUCAAAAAUUCUUCAGCUGUAUAGAAGAAAAGGUAAAGUUAGUGCAGCAAUCCUGUUGUUCAGAAAUUCUGUACAUGAUCUUUUGAUGGUGUAAUAACAGAUUGUAUUUAUAAAGAGUAGAUUGUAUAUCUGAAGAUGUUCCAAAGUACCUAGUUUAAAGAUCAGUCCAUGUUUGUUUUGUCUGCAGGAUGCUUUUUUUCCACAGCACUGACAUACAUAGAAAAGACAAGAAGCUAAGAGAACUUGUUUUACAGUGAUAUAAAGGCACUUUUCAUUGUAAUAGCCUUAAAUGUGCCAUGUGCAAAUAUGCUAAUACACACACAGAGAACAGAGAGUUUCUAAAUCAUCAAUCAUCAACCACCACCCCAGUUCAUGCACAUCCAAAGGAGUAAUUGCAUUACCACCAGAAAAAUGCAACUGUACCCGGUACAAACGAAAAUAGUUUACUGCUUCAUGAUACUUUUAUGAAACAUUAAAACAAAUAACCAAAUAAUUUACAGAUGCCCGAUACUUCAGUAGCUACAAGCACAUUGCUAAAGACUUUACCAUCUGUGAAGUACUGAAGUGUAAUUCAGUGUUGGUGCUUAAGAGCUUUCCACAAAGAAACUGGAUCUGAUCUUCAAACUGAGCUCUUUGUAAGGUCUUGGAAUAAACAUUCUAUUCUAACAUAAUCACAUCAUGUACAGAAUCUUUAGAAUAACAAUAAAUGAACUGCUCUGAUCUUUCCUUCUGUAUGGCUUAAGAAAGACUCUUGUCGAAAACAUCCUGAAACAAUCAUAUAAACUGUGUGUAGAACAUAAAAACUUUCUUUUCUUUAACAGUCUUUUAUUUUGUACAUUGCAGUUCAUCUUCCUCUGAAACAGAUAUUGUUUUGUUUUUGUUAUCAACCCAUUCUGGGUAAUUAACAUCCUAAUUAAUGUACAUUAAUUGUUAAUUGAAUUAAGAAAAUAUACAAGUUAAAAGAAAAUUUGAGAUGGAGCCAGACUGAGAGAAAACAUUAACAUUUUACACAAUGUGCAUACACAAACACUUCUCAAAGGG